GUGUCAGGUUUUGUGGCUGCUUUGAGAAUGUUCUUUUCCUAUGGCAUUAGUAGUAGAACUCAACUUACGUGUCCAGUAGUUGGUCAAAAGGAGAGGGAACUUAAUUUAGCGAGCCUUAAGACGUGUUUGGAAGAUCCUAAAAAAACUGAUCGUACCCCAUAUAGGCCUCCACACCUACGCCAAAGGGACAGUUCAAAUACGAAGCAGACUGGAGCUCGGGGUUCUCAAAGUUUAUCAGAUCAUGAAUCUUCCGUACUUGAUUUUGCAUCAUCAGAUUCAGAUUAUAGCGACAGUGAUGGAUCAAUUAAAGAGACUGAAAACAUUCAGAAAUCAAAAGUCAGAGUUGCUGCAAUAGUUUGUAUACAGGAUCUUUGUCAAGCCGAUUCCAAAUCAUUUACUAGCCAAUGGACGCUGCUUUUGCCAACAAGUGAUGUACUACAACCUAGGAAGUAUGAAGCAACACUAAUGACAUGCUUGCUAUUUGAUCCUUAUCUAAAGGCACGGAUUUCAUCUGCCUCAACCCUGGAAGCAAUGUUGGAUGGUCCAUCUUCAGUUUUUCUGCAGGUAGCAGAAUUCAAGGAAUCUUCUAAACGUGGAUCCUUCACCGCUCUUUCAAGUUCCCUUGGACAUAUACUCAUGCAGCUUCAUACAGGUAUUUUUUACUUAAUUCAACGUGAAAGUCAUAGUAGAUUGAUGGCAUCCUUGUUCAAGAUUCUCAUGCUUUUGAUAUCAUCUACACC
Messenger RNA from Prunus mume (Japanese apricot), 740 nucleotides. NCBI's taxonomy places the organism in Eukaryota, Viridiplantae, Streptophyta, Magnoliopsida, Rosales, Rosaceae. The record is from RefSeq and is a predicted model, not a curated record.